This is a messenger RNA of Phoenix dactylifera (date palm), 1617 nucleotides long. Lineage: Eukaryota; Viridiplantae; Streptophyta; Magnoliopsida; Arecales; Arecaceae. The record is from RefSeq and is a predicted model, not a curated record.
UCUCGCUCCCAACCCAACGUCUGCCUCUUUCUCUCCAUCUCCUGGAGUUCCACCUUCUAUUUGGAAUAUCCCAAGAACGAUCAAAGAACGAAAAAAGAUCUAAUUUUUCUUAUGGGCUUCGACCGAAUCCUCCCUCCCUUCCCACCUCCUCCUCCCCCUCGCGUCCCUCACUGAGAGUAGAAGCAUCCGUUUUUUCUUUUUUUUCUCCGGUAGAAGCCGAAGCUAAAGCAAGCCAUGGCCGGAAUCGCCGCUUUCCAAUUCAAACCCUUUACUACUUUGUCUCGCGCGCCGACCGCCUCCAACCCUAUCAAGCCCGUCUUCCAUGCUUUCUUUCUUGUUCGAUUGCCCAAGAAACGAGUUCGGGGUUGCCGGCCCCCUUUUGUUACCGAGGUAGGGGUGGUGGCACGGUAUGGCAGCGGUUUCCGUCCCGGCCCAAGCUCCGGUGAUUCCAGGAGGUUCCGGCGUGAUAACCGUGUCGCCGAUCCUGACUAUGAUCCCGCCCUCGAUCUUGACCGGGUCAAGUCAUCUUCUGUAAGGCUAUUGGAUGAGCAACAGAAUAUGAUUGGUGUAAUGUCUAAAAGUGAAGCCAUGCAAAUGGCAGAUGAUGCUGAUCUAGUUUUGGCAAUAUUGUCAGCAGAUGCAGAUCCUCCUGUCCUCAGACUCUUUGAGAGCGCGGAUUACAAAAAACAUAAGUAUGAACAGCAAAAGAAGAAAAAGGUGCAACAGAAAAGAUCUGCUGCAAGCCGUGUGGAUAUCAAAGAACUCAAAAUGGGGUAUAACAUUGAUUCUCAUGAUUAUUCUGUGAGGCUGAAGGCUGCUCAAAAGUUUCUUAAAGAUGGAGACAAGGUAAAAGUCAUUGUGAACUUGAGAGGCCGGCAAAAUGAAUUCAGGAACAUUGCUAUUGAACUUAUUAAGCGUUUUCAGAGUGAUCUUGGAGAGAUGGCAACUGAAGAGAGCAAAAGUUUCAGCGAGAGGAACAUUUUCAUGGUACUCAUGCCCAAUAAAGCGGUUCUACAGAAAGCUCAGGAGCAGCCAAAGAAGAAGGAAACACCAGUUACAGAAGUUUCAGCAAGUGCCUAAUUGAGUCAAGGUCGUGGUUUUGCAAUCACAUCAACAGAUAUUUUUCUUGCCUAGAUUUGAUUGGUAGGCGGAGAGAUGAUUGCAACAUAUUACGUUUGUAAAUAUUUGAGGCAAGAAAUUGUAGUAAGGUUUAUGUGCAAGGAGGCAAUGCUAAUUUAUUCUAUUAUCACCCAAAAGCCAAAUCAUUCUUGUUAUGCAAUGCACAAAUAAACUUCUGGCAAUGGUAUUGAGAAAUCUCAUGCGUUUUUCUGAGAUUGACGUAUGAUCUUCUGUAAGGUGGCCUAAGAGGACUUGAAGUUUCUGGCUAUGGACAGGGACUUCAUUCAUGCGACAGUGAAUGUAAUGUCUCGAUCAGCCUGCACUGUUGAAUUACUCUACUCUCGUCUCAUGUUUCCUUUGAUAGGGAAUUCGGCGAAUCUUUGUAAUGUUAAAUGCUGAGGCUCACAUUCUUAAUAGCAAAGUCUACUUUGAAAGACUGUACAUUAGAAGGAUAGCUGUAAUUUUUUCUUGGUAAUCUUCUUUACACAACCUAUGAAA